Stegostoma tigrinum is the source of this 756-nucleotide messenger RNA. RefSeq names its product gamma-tubulin complex component 3-like. The transcript has 5 exons. The annotation marks the transcript as partial. Lineage: Eukaryota; Metazoa; Chordata; Chondrichthyes; Orectolobiformes; Stegostomatidae. The record is from RefSeq and is a predicted model, not a curated record.
CUCCUCGCAGCGGAUUGUACCCCCUGACCAGGAAGUGGAUGUUUGUAGUUCCGUUGCAAUGCCGCGGGCUCUUAAAAAAAUGGCGCCCUUGGCGCCGGGUCGGAGCUAAGACGGAACCGGGAUUGAACCUGGGCGAACUGUGGAAAAGCCGAGGCAACGGCUCCGACCCGGGAACUGGGUCUCCUAGAACAGGACAGUGGGAGGCCCGGCGAUGGCGACUGUGGAUCACAAGUCCCCGAAUCUACUGUUGCAAAGCCUGUGCUGCCGGAUCCUGGGCCGCAAUGAGGCUGAUGUGGCUCAACAAUUCCAGUAUGCUGUGAGAGUAAUUGGAAGUAAUUUUGCUCCCACCGUGGAAAGAGAUGAAUUUCUUGUCGCUGAAAAGAUCAAGAAAGAAAUGGCAAGGCAGAGGAGAGAGGCUGAUGCUGCUUUGUUUGCAGAACUUCACCGUAAACUGCAGUCCCAGGGCAUUAUAAAAAACAGAUGGGCUGUACUCUACCUCCUGCUAAGCCUGAGUGAGGAUCCACGCAAACCUCAAAGCAAGGUUGCUAAUUAUGCAGCAUUAUUUGCUCAAGCAUUGCCAAGAGAUGCUCAUUCUACCCCUUAUUAUUACUCAAGACCCCAGAGUCUGCCACUGUCUUAUCCUGAUAGAGCUCCCUCAUCUCAGAGUGCUGGCAGCAUUGGAAGCAGUGGAGUUGGUAGUCUUAGUAUAUAUGGCUUAAAUGGACCAACCCCAACUCCUCAGUCUUUAUUACCUGG